AUGCUCACUGCAGACUUCAACCCCCUUGUGCCCGGAACCCCUGAACAGCCUGCCUCCAUGACCCUAUCAACAUUAGAGGUCAACCAAGGUUCCGACUAUCCCGUCGUUGGAGAUAGUAGUACAUCGCUUCACAUCUAUGCCACAGAAAUCGGCCCGGUUCCAAUGCCGGUAUCAAGUGGACACACUGACAUCUCGGUUGAAUCUGCCACCGUUAUUGUAACAGAUACAACGACAGAGAUAACACAAAAGUAA
This is a messenger RNA of Clonostachys rhizophaga, 252 nucleotides long. The record is from the annotation of a GenBank genome assembly. NCBI's taxonomy places the organism in Eukaryota, Fungi, Ascomycota, Sordariomycetes, Hypocreales, Bionectriaceae.